This is a messenger RNA of Naegleria lovaniensis, 819 nucleotides long. RefSeq lists its product as uncharacterized. Bases 1 to 819 code for a protein of 272 amino acids. The transcript has a single exon. The record is from RefSeq and is a predicted model, not a curated record. Lineage: Eukaryota; Heterolobosea; Eutetramitea; Acrasida; Naegleriidae.
AUGAACCAAUUCAAAUCUGUGCUUUUCUCAUUGUUCUUGUUGUGUGCCGCAGUCUUGUUGUUAUUCGCAGCCUCUCCAUCAUUGGCCGAUGACGAGAAAGCUACCACGACUGCUUCAGAUAUUAACGUAAAUAAUUUAUUACAAGGAGAAUGGGUGGUUGAAAUGACUACCGUGGAUCAAGAUUCUGCUUCCGGAGAUGCCGAUGAAUUGUUCCCACAAUUGGGAGUUUAUAAUUUCUCUCAUACUCCAUUACAAGAGGGAGUCUUGUUUGGAACAUAUCUUCCAAAGGGUUCCGAAGAUGAUUCUUCAGAGUUUGAUGUUAAGCUUUUGGUUCAAUCCGAUGCUGAACACAGCGGAACUUUCAAGAUGAUUAAGAGAAAGAAGGAAGAAGAGUCUGAGGAUGUUGAAGAAGUCGCUGAAUUGAGAAAGGAUGAUACCAUUGUUUUUGAUAUUCCAUAUAAUUUUGUCACUCACAAACCAAACAACCCAAAUACACCUCCAGUCGUUUUUGCCUCGAGUCAAGGACGUUUCGCAGCCAAUAAUGGUGCUUUGAAGGGAACUUAUCAAUUCUUGUUCACGAAUAAGGAGAAUUUCAUUUUGAAUUUGGUCUAUGAUGCAACUACUGGACAGGACGGCACCACCAAGUACAAGAUUGACCGAAUUGUUGGAACCAAACAAGUCAAUAAGGAGAUGAGCUUCUUCCAAAAAUACGGCAGCACCAUUAUGAUUAUGGUCUUCUUUAUUGGAAGUAGAUUUUUGACAAGAAACAUGCAAGGCGGUCAAGGUCAAGCUCCUCCAGCUGCAACUGGUAAUCAAUAA